ACCGGGGUAUCGCAAUGCGGUGCCGACCAGUAAGUGUGCGGGAUCGGGUGCUAGUAAUUCUAACUCUGCUACUGCAUCCGUGCAGCACUCGUCCUCUCCGGAUUCUGUGCCGGUAUCCCAUGCAAAUGCAGUUGUAUCGUGGUGCUCAUAUGAGCUGCAACUGUGCAUGACCUUGACCACUAGUUUGCGAUUGCGGCUUACCUAAAUUUGCAUGACAAAGUGCACGUUAUCUCUCUGCGCUGCUGCGAAAAUUUGGAAUGGAAUUUCGACAAGAGCCUUAGAAGUACUAUGAGGGUGCGAUGCUUUUGCGAUGCAUAGUCCGAAUUGGAAGACAACGCGGAUUCAAUGCAUCUCUUCAGCAACAGGUUGAGCUUGAGCUCGGUAGGCCGCCGGCGAAGCAGGACACGGCGGAGCUCUGAGCCUGGGGCUUUUACUGCCAGGCUGCUCGACGACGAUGAGCAGCGAAAUCAAGGAGCAGGAAAUACUCGGGCGCCAGGAAUACCAGUUCCAGUACCUUCAUCAGGCAAAAACUCUGCAACCACGACGGCAAUUAGAAUCGAUGAAGAGGCCAACAUCAAGGCACACUCUCAAGACGAGCAGGUUCUUGGAAUAAAACAGGACGCGUUCUUAUCUGAUUUUCUGGAGCUCGGGACGGCCCAGCAGGAGAACCUCCAACCGCCACAGCAAAGAGAAGACGAGCUUGGGACGAUUGUAGAAGGUCGUGCUACAACAGUGGCAGUGGAGGACGGGCAUCAAGGGGGGAGCUGUACAAGAAGAACUAGUAGCGCUUGUCCUACGGCGGGAACAGGACCGGGCUCUUCAUCCGCAGCUCCUGUUACUCCUGGAGAUCAUUCUCCGCUUGACCACGUGGACGUUGAUGGCGCCGCGUCGGCGAAUACUAGAGACAAGACGAAAGAAGCCGUGGGAAGGUGGAGCUCGAUCAUUUCCAACUUUCGGGCAACCAAGAACUCCAACACGUGGACGUCUUCGCGAAACCAUGGGUCUAACAUCUUCAGCACCGGCAGCAAGCGCAGCUACAAGGACAGCAACCUGUCCUCAAUUUUCGAUGGGAGCAGCACGUCCAGCAGAAUCGGCUUACUACGAGAUGAGUGCACGACAACUAGUCCCCUCGACGUGGUCGCCCCUUCUGGUGCUACAUUGUCAUUCGAAAACAGGAGCUCGACCACUCGAGCUGCUGACGCUACUUAUUUGUUUUUCACAGCAUAAAAAUCUUAUUUUAUCUUGCAUGACCAUAAGAUUUCGCAGCCGAACCGAUGAAAUUGACAUGCCACGCCGCAAAUACUGAUCAUCAAAGGAAUUUUAAAAAAAAUUUGUCACGCAGAGGGAGAGGCUAAACAGAAACAUUAUGUUGCUUCUCCUGUCCAUGUUGGGCCGUUUGCCGCCCUUCAAACGAGAUAGACCCUUGCGGGUCGUUCUUGUGCACUCUACUUGUUAUACGUACCCGAUAUCUUCCAGAAUUUCUGUUCAGAUUCGAACCCUCCAGCGUUCGGCGAAGAUGGCACCGCCGCGGACAGGCGCGAAAGCGCGAAUGAUGGUCCUGGCACAUCAUCGAACAACCGCAACACCAUGACAAAUACGACGAGCUGCGCCAAAGAAUUGCGCCAAGACCAUCAACUCCAGGAACGGCUGAAUCGGAAAAGCCGGAUGCUUCUCAGGGAUAACUUUUUUAAGUUCAAGCUGCCAAAAGGAGACUCGGCAACCAGCAUCACAUCGUCUACCUGGUCUUCUUGCGAUGGCCAGCGCCGGUCGACCGCCGUCAAUGCCGCUUCUAUCGCUGGCGCCCGCCGCACCACUAUCCUGGAGGAGACUAGCAACAAGGGCUUGGUAAAGCAGCGCCGACUGGAGUGGCUCGGCAACAGCUUUUCGUCCUCCAGUGCUGCUACUGCAGGAACAACGAAUGUGCUUUCGUACGACAGUACUUCUUCCUCGUCUAAAAAUAGAAGCGUUAUCAUCAAAAAUCCGAAAUCUCUGGAAUCCGACCGGUUCUCGUUUUUGAAAAAUUUGUCCAAGAAACAGGAACAGUUUUUGGGCCCGAAUCCCCGGAUCCAGGCCGAACUGGAGCGCAUCAAGCAGGAGCGACGCAAGGUCGCGAAGCGGGCGGCUUUUGGACCCAGCUACGCAUUGCAAAACGAGCUGCAUCGCUGUACCACCAGCACCACCACUAGACUUAAGUGCAGCAUGGCAAGUUUUUUUCAAGAUGAAGCUGCAGUUUUUUCUGCAGAAUUUGUAUAGGUUUUGGAGGCAGAUCUGUCAUCAUGCAUGAUUGUGAUGAGUGCGACCGCGUUGCUUUUGCAGUGGAUAGUAGCCACGUACAGGCAAUUCCCAAGACAUUCCUGCAGUAUUACGAGGAUCUGGGGCUAUGCGAGCUGACGAGCAGUUCGGGCGGGGAUGAUGAGGAAAGCGACGAGGAGGAUGCGCGCAGUGGGAAAACGAAUACUAGCACCAUCUCCAGUGGCGGAUCAUCCUCUUCGUCUUCCGGCGUGUCUAUCUCCUGCAGGGCGGGAGAGGGCAAAAAAAGCGAAGGACUUGAAGAUGCCAUGGUGGACCCUGACGAGCAGCAAAGGAUGCUGCAAGUAGAAAGUGGCACUCGCAGCUCAACAGCACGACCGGAUAAUUGUACUGGCUCUACUCUUACUUCUACUGAUGAAAAAGGCGUCGACACUGCUCUCGUCGAGCGUUGUGCCACCGCGUCACACAAGCUGGAUCUUCGCUCCAGCGGUAUUGGACAGAGGGGCCACAGUUCUGGACCUGCUGGGUCGACCUGCACCGCCUCCAGAGUCGACGUUUUGAAGAGCUCCAAUGACUGCGACGAAACAAAAGCAGCUGCGGUUCCGUAUGAGGACGCAGUAGACUACACGAGCAGCUGCAAUACAGGAGCCCUGAUGACUUCUAGCAUUGCGGCCGCAAGCAAGACGGAUUCCCGCGCGCCGAAUGAAGAACCUGCUUCCCGGAUGAAAAUAGGAAGUAAAAAGAAGAAAUCAACCUCAACACGACGGAAGAACGAAGAAAGUCCAGCCACACGGCAAUUUCGGCGACAGGAAGCUCUGAAACAGAAGCAGUUGCAACAGGCAAAAAGGAACAAGAAGCGCGUUUCGCUGUACAAUUUUUUGUCUUCGUUGGAGCAGCAGCAACAGAACACGUCGGAGAAGGCAAAAGCAGAAACCGGAUCAUUUGCAGCUUUUCCGUCCUCGACCUCAAAGAACAUCAGCGGACGCAGUAGCGGCGGUGGAACGUCGACGUCGGGAAGGUCCACCUAUGAAUUGCAGAAGCAUCGUACUAGUAUAAAUUGCAAUACAAAUUAGCUCAGCAUGACAAAGGGAAUUUGUCAUGCUGUUUUGCCUUGGGAUGGAUAUUUGUAAUGCAUGUUUGCAAUGACUACGAGUACGAUACUUUUGCACAGGAUACCAGCUCGUUUGCAGCAACUACCGCCGAGGAGCAGGAGAAACGCGGGAUACAGGAUCUUCUUCAACACCAGGAUCAAAACAAGAAAAGCUUAUCCGCUGCAUCGUCGGCGGGACCACGACCUGUCGUCUCCACAGGAGGAGUGGCGUCGGUGGAGGAGAGGUGGGCAAAAGCGUCUGCGAAACUGGAUACCAACUACAGUAACAUGACGGACGUGUUUGAUUUUCUGGCGAUCAAGAACGUGCUAAAGCGCAUGAAGGGCAACGAGAGUCGGUCGGCCAGUCCGGUGCUGACCAAGCGGCGCAAGUACUUCAGAAGACUGCGAAAAGCUGAAAAGCUGUUGAUGCGGUCGAUUCAACGGGACUGCUUCGUGACGACCUCCAAUUCCACCUGCAGCACGAGUGGAAGUAGUAGUUCUACAACCAAUUAUGCAGCGAGUGGAGCCGCAGCGCACCAUCUGCGCAAAACAACCGCCACCUGUGGAACUGGGUCGUCCUCGUCGGGGAAUUUGAUGUCGCAAAACGAAAUAAAGUCCCACGCAUCAUCAACAACAUCAUCAUCUUCCAGGACGGUGCUGACCACGGCAAAGUGCACCGGUGUAGCUGCAGGAAUUUCUGACGCAAGCAGGGAUGAAGUAGAUUUGAUGGUGGCCACUUCUGUGAACAGCGACGAGCAACAGGAGCUCCGAGAAAAGCAAAAGCCGGAGGGUCGUCCUCCUCGUCAGUGCGGCAGUAGUAUUAAGACUUCGAGCGGACUGCAGCUGGACGAGGCUUCGACUGCGGACGGCUCCACGCAUCAUGAAGAAGGAAGAGGAACAGCAGCCGCUACUGUUCACGUAGAAGAUGUCGAAGACCAGAAUCAUGCCACCAGCGCCGCACGUGCCAGCGCCAGAGUCUCGCGCCGCACCUGGGGGCGAAGGUCCAUGAGCUGUGACUAAGACUAAGGCUAGGGUGGACGAGGAAAAAUCGACAAGGAGUCCUCGUCUAUCGCGCCGUGACACUACGCUGCUUCGCUUGCUCAAGUAAAAGAAUCAACCGAAAGGUGUGGAAAACUAAAGAGUUUUCCGAUUCAAAGGGUCUUUUUCGAGUCGUGUUGUGGGAGUCCGCCCAUUCACGAGGAGAGACCGUGCAAGUUCUAACCACGUAUAGCAAGUCACUAGUAGCCGCAGCUGCUGUACUACUACAGGCUUCUUCACUCGGCGGGGUAAUGUUGAAUGAAAUGAUGUUGAGUCUAUCCUACGGGAGAAAAAUCGUGCUGGCAUGAAGCAUCAUUUUCUUUUUUGACAGUGGUGAAGAGUUCAUCUUGGAGCAUAUCUACACAUACCACCAGCACAAGGUUUGUAUGUUCACUGUAAUUGUUACGUCGCAGCUGCUGCAUCAGGAGAUGGUGUAUGAAGCUUGACUCAGCACGACCAUGAGGAUUAUCAUAUUAAGCCACGACGCGCUCGCGCCCAACCACAAUAGCUGGUGAAAAUGUAUGCUAUGUGCUAGAAUACGGAGUAUUUUUCUCGACGACAGUGUGGAGCUCUCAACUUUCUGCCCGACGAUGCGUGGCGACGAUAUCUCGUAUCGAAGGCGGCGACUUCGACUUCUGAUGGUGGAUAUGUACACUGUAGUAACUAAGACCAAAUCAUUACCACACAAAUGAACCUGCUUGAAUUUGUUUUGAAUUGUUUACCGUGAUGUUUUUGAUUUUUGAUAUAUGCUAAAGAUAUUCGUGUUGGGCAAUAUGAAUAUGUAUACGACCGGCCUGGAAUCGUGCAAAGCCCUGCACGCACACCACAGCCCACAAAUCCGCGCAGGAGCUAAAG
Molecule: messenger RNA, 5233 nt
Organism: Amoebophrya sp. A120
Lineage: Eukaryota; Dinophyceae; Syndiniales; Amoebophryaceae
Source: the annotation of a GenBank genome assembly